This is a messenger RNA of Hyla sarda, 6483 nucleotides long. RefSeq names its product alpha-2-macroglobulin-like. NCBI's taxonomy places the organism in Eukaryota, Metazoa, Chordata, Amphibia, Anura, Hylidae. Bases 70 to 4446 code for a protein of 1458 amino acids. Gene Ontology annotation, molecular function: endopeptidase inhibitor activity. Gene Ontology annotation, cellular component: extracellular region. The record is from RefSeq and is a predicted model, not a curated record. The transcript is spliced from 36 exons.
UGGGUGUGAAGACACUAUAAAAUACUGAAGAGGCAGCACAGAGUACACUGCCCUGUAGCUCUUCUGUACAUGAUGGGGCACUGGGCCUUCUGUGUGGGGUUGUUCAUAUUGCAGAUCUUGGGGGCAUCAGAAGCAAAGCUGCACUUUGCCGCCAUCUUCCCAUCAGAGCUCAAGGCCCAGCAUCCUGAAAAUGUCUGUUUGCAAUUGGAGGAAGCUGAAGGAGAGGUCAACAUCAAAGUAUCUCUAAACCUGGAUAAUAAGGACACCACACUCAUAGAUAAGGACUUCCAGGAAGGCAGCAUAUUCACCUGCCUCAGCAUCCAGGUUCCUAUUCCCGAGGAAAAUGAGGUGGUGGGCACUCUAACUCUCUCAAUUACAAAUUCAGGGGAUACCCUGACCAACACAAGUAAAGUUCUUGUUAAAAAGGAACAAUCAAAGAUUUUAGUCCAAACAGACAAACCUGUGUACAAACCAGGACAAACUGUGCAAUUCAGAAUUCUGUCCCUUAAUGAAGAUUUGAAACCAGAAAAUAUUUUGAUCCCUGUGGUUGAACUACAGGAUCCAAGCAAAAACCGAAUUGGUCAAUGGUUAAAUGUAAAUCUCAAUCAGGGUAUUGCUGAGCUCUCCCUUGCUCUUUCUCCUGAGCCCAAACUGGGGGAAUAUACAAUUAAACUGAAGGACACAUCCCAUACCUUCACUGUGGAGGAAUAUGUACUUCCAAAAUUUGAAGUCAAUAUCCAAUUCCCUAAGUAUGUUAUGUUUAACAGUCACCAGUUUCCAGUUACAGUGUGUGCCAAAUACACAUACGGAAAGCCAGUCCAAGGGGAUUUUACAGCUUCUAUUUGUCAUGAAUCUUUUGUCAAUUACUGGAGGUGGAACACAUAUGAACCCCCCAUAUGUGCUAAUUUUACCGGAAAGCUGGACCGAUCUGGGUGCCACACCAUAGAGAUCAAGGCCGAGCUGUUAAAUCUAAAUAAAACAGGCAGGAGAAAUGAAUUGAAAGCUAAAGCUUCCGUAACAGAGGAAGGGACAGGGGUGAAGCUAUCAUCAACCAGUAAAACCAGGAUAUCAAAUGUCAUCAAUAAAUUGUCUUUUAUUAAUACUGACAAGAACUACAAGCCUGGCAUCCCAUACAGUGGAGUGAUUACAGUGGAAGAUGCUGGAGGUGUGCCUAAACCAAAUAUUAAAGUUAAUCUGAAGUAUGGACAAGACACAGAGGGCCUAACCUUAGUGACCGAUGAGAAUGGCAAAGCAUCUUUUACUCUGAACACAACCAACUGGACAGAAUCUGUAUUUUUGAGGGCGCAUACAGAAAGGGAAACAGAAGUUAGUCAGAGAUAUGUGGCGGAUUAUGGUGAAGCCUCUCACACUGUGGUCCCCUUCUACUCUCGGAGCAAAAGCUUCUUAAAACUCAAUUCUCCAGAUAAGGUUCUCCCAUGUGAGGGACAUCAUGAGGUCCAUGUGGAAUAUAUAAUUAGUCACACCGAGGUGAAAGAGGCCAAAAAGUUAUCCCUGCAUUACCUGUUGGUUUCCAAAGUUUCCAUUAAGGACUCAGGGACUGUGGAAAUUAAAAUUGAAGACACAAAUAAAGAUAUCCAUGGAAAAGUCCCCUUGAACCUCCCUUAUAGUGCAGGCACAUCUAAUGUUCUUCGGGUCCUUGUUUACAUCUUCCUGCCUAAUGGAGAAAUAAUAGCAGAUAUUGCAAAAUUCUCCCUACAGAAAUGUUUCAAGAAUAAAGUGUCAGCUGGGUUUUCCCCCAGUGAAGUUCUUCCCGGAUCAGACGUGUCUCUCGAGGUCCAGGCUUCUCCUGGGUCUCUCUGUGGUCUGCGGGUGGUGGAUCAGAGUGUGGUCCUGAUGAAACCAGAGAAAGAACUGACUGCGGAUAAAGUCUUUGACCUCUUCCCUUCCCUUGAUUUUGAAACCUAUGAUUACCGUGUCCAGGAACAUGAGAAUACAUGUGGAUAUGGACCUUUUGGCCCUUCUUUUCGUCGUUCCCUAAUACCGCGAUUUCCGCACUUCUCUAGUAAUCCUGUGGAUGUAUACAGCUUGCUUAAGGCUUUGCGCUUAAAAAUAGUAACAAGUGCAGCUAUUCAGAAGCCACUGAUAUGUCCUGAAUAUACAGAUUGGCGGCAGGGAAUAACAAUGGAAAGAACAGUGUUAUUUAGUAGGCCUGGCCUUCCUGGACCUCCAGGCAAUUCACCUGUAAUACCAAAACUAGUGCAAGAAAUUGAAAAAGAAGUUGAAAAAGUAAGGACAUAUUUUCCUGAGACCUGGAUUUGGGAACUUGUUGCUCUUGGAGAAUCUGGCAGAGCUGUAAUCCAUCAAAACGCUCCGGAUACCAUCACAGACUGGAAUGCUGGAGCCAUAUGUUUGGGACCCAGUGGAUUUGGACUUUCUCCUUCAUCAUCCCUACGUGUUUUCCAGCCAUUCUUUGUUGAUCUUACCCUCCCAUACUCUGUUGUUAGAGGAGAGUCAUUUACCCUCAAAGCUUCAGUCUUCAACUACCUGAAACAAUGUAUAAAGGUGAACACCAUCUUGCAGACCACUGAGGAGUUAGAAGAGAAGCAUUGUGCGGACUGUCAAUACAGCAGUUGUAUCUGUGCAGAUGAGAGCAAAACCUUCUACUGGAACCUGAAAGCUUCCAAACUGGGAGAGGUAAACAUUACUGUAAAGACAGAAGCUGUGGACACAAAAGAAUUUUGUGGAAAUGAGAUACCUGUUGUUCCUAAGCAAGGCAGAACUGACACCAUUGUGAAGACCGUGAUCGUACAGCCUGGUGGUAUCUUGGUGGAAAAAGCCCACAGCAAUCUGGUCUGCAUCAAAGAGGAAGAUCAGCCUAAAGUGGAAGAGAUAGCACUGAAGAUCCCUGAUAAUAUUCUGGAGGAUUCCGCAAGAGCUCAUAUAUUAGUGUUGGGAGAUAUUUUGGGCUCAGCUCUGCAGAAUCUUGACCGUCUCCUGGCCAUGCCAUAUGGAUGUGGGGAACAGAACAUGGUUCUCUUUGCUCCAAAUAUCUUCAUCCUGCAGUAUUUGGAGAAGACUCAUCAACUGAACAAUGAAAUCCAAAGUAAAGCAAAGAAGUUCCUGGAGGGCGGGUAUCAGCGACAACUUACAUACAAACGUGAUGAUGGAUCAUACAGCGCUUUUGGAAAAAAUGACAAAGAAGGAAAUACAUGGUUGACUGGAUUUGUAGUGAAGUCCUUCAGUAAAGCCCGACCUUAUAUCUUCAUAGAUGAAACACACCUGAACCACUCCUUCACAUGGCUAAAAAAUAACCAGCAAGACACCGGAUGUUUCCGCAGUGUGGGGAAGCUUUUCAAUAAUGCCAUGAAGGGAGGUGUAGAGGAUGAAACGUCUCUCUCUGCUUAUAUAGCUAUUGCCCUUUUGGAGGCCGGAGUAUCUGUGCAGGAUCCCUUACUGGGUGAUGCCUUAUCCUGUCUGAGGAAGGCCUCCGUGGAUGUCAGCAAUGUAUAUACCCAGGCUCUUCUGGCCUACACCUUCACAUUGUCUGGGGAGACUGAACUCAGAAAAACCUUGCUGGACAAAUUGGAGGAAAAAGCAGUGCGGGAAGAUGGACAACUGCACUGGAAAAGAGACUCCACCCCUCCUCCUGAAGCCUCAUAUUGGUACAGAGCUCCCUCAGCAGAAGUGGAGUUGACAUCCUAUAUUCUUCUGGCUCAUCUUUCUGGUCCAACUCAAGAUUUAGGUAGAUCCAUAGAGAUGGUGAACUGGUUGAGCAAGCAGCAAAAUCCAUAUGGAGGAUUCUCUUCUACACAGGACACAGUGGUGGCUCUUCAGGCUCUGGCCAAGUAUGCAGAGUUGACAUUUUCUGACAAGGGAGAUGUGACUGUGGCAGUCACCUCCAAGUCAGGAUUCCUUGAGCAGUUCCAUGUGGACAAGAAUAACCGGCUUCUUCUCCAAAGGGCAUCUCUAUCUAAAGUCCCAGAAGACUACACAGCGACAGUAACAGGGGCUGGUUGUGUCUUUGUUCAGGCAGUGUUAAGGUACAAUGUCCCUCCUCCAAAAGGUGAGGCCACCUUCUCAUUAAGUGUAAAAUCAUCUUCAAGCCAAGAAUGUCUGGAGGAUUCUGUGACAAAUUUUGAAAUUCUUAUCACAGCUACAUAUACUGGUACCAGGGAAAAAUCUAACAUGGUUGUUAUUGAAGUAAAGAUGUUGUCUGGCUACAUUCCAGUGAAGAACACAAUAAGGAAGCUUGAGAAGAACAAACUGAUACAGAGAAGUGACAUCCAAAUUGACUCAGUUACUUUUUACCUGGAGCAGAUGGAUCACAAUCCAGUAAACCUCUCCUUCAUGGUGGAACAGGACAUUGUGGUGAAGGAUCUAAAACCGGCUACAGCAAAAGUAUACGAUUACUAUGAGACAGAUGAACAGGCCAGUGCAGAAUACAACCACCCAUGCAGUCAUGAUACAUCUGGAAAUUCAAGAUAGGACCUGGAUGUUGGGUAUACUGCAUCAGUAUCUACCGUAAAACACUGAAAAGUUACAGUCUGUUAAAAGCUGAAAAACACACGGAAAAAAAGCUGCAAUAUCAAUAAAACAAGAAAAUAAAAUGACAAAUGUGUCGGACAUCUUACUUGUACUCAGUGAAAAGUCUUCAAAGGGCAAUAAAAGAAUAAAAGGUAUAAAAGAAUCAAAAUAUAGUAGCUGCAGGCACCCUAGAAAACACUGGUCUUUUAAAUGGAAUGCAGCUCAUUUAUGUUUCAAUGAGUGGGGUGACUGAUGUGUGGGUGGGAGGGAAGUGACCUCACACUUACAAACAAAGAACUAUGGGAUGUGUAGUUUAUGAAAAUGAACUUCAAUAGGAAAUACAGAGUUCACAAAAGAUAGCCACAGAGUUAUGGUAAUCUCACAACAUAGCCAUUAAGCCCUGAGACAAGCACAGAUCCUUCCUAAGCCUCAGUUUCCUUAAUAGACCAGUGACAUGAAGCCCUAGUCCAUGCCACUACCACCACCGUACUUGGCUGUAGGCAAAACACACUUGUCUUUGUACUCCUCACCUGGUUGCCACCACACAGGCUUGAUGUAAAUUUACAGAAAAGUUAUCUAAAUUUACAAUUUUAAAAGCCCUUACAUCAAGUGUGAGGAGAAGGGGCAGUGGCAUGAUAUCAGGGUGUCCAGCAUAUCAUAUGAUUUGCUGGUUUAAGUUUAAAUCAGCUCAAAGUCCAAUAGGAGACAGCAAGGAAGGAAGAAAGUUUUAAACAGUUAAAGACUCACAAGCCGGUCCCAACGUUGCAAUGAGAGCAGGAGAUGGAGAGAGAUAGAUAGAUAGGAAUACUAAAAUAGAAAAAGAGAUAGUGAUAGAUUGGGUUUAAUAAAACACGCACUAUAUCUUCCUAAUUGUUCAAAAGCAGUGAAGUAAAAGGUACGUGAAAGUAACAGGCAUCUGCUCUGUAAACGGAGUAUACAAAUAGAAGGCUGAAGAAACACUCUUAGUCAAAAAAUGAAGGCUCUUAGGGCACUUUUUAAUCAAAAGGGUUCCCCCCCUUCACCAUGCGGAGGUGGCCUCACUUCAGAUGUGAUCCUAAUACGCUAAUUCUACUUACCUCUGUUGGGUGACAUGCAGGAUCCACUAUCAAUUCAUCCCCUUAAAGGAGUACUCCGAUGCACACUUAAAAAAAACACCUUUAUCUUAAAAUGUAGCCCAGGCACGUACCAAUCCAUAGAGGUAACUAUGUUACAGAUUGGUUGAGCCAUUCACCCGCAAUGCCCAUCCAAAGUUUCUGGUACUUUCUGGUGCAGGCAAUGAGGGGCAUGGUGUAAGACUACAGCUCCCAUAAUGCCUGCUGUUCCUUUCCUCCUCCUGCUCUCCCCAUGCUCAGACCAUUCACAAAAUUAUAAUAAAGUAUGCCCUCCAGCUCCCUCCCAUCUCCAUAUACCCAACUAUUAUAAAAACGUCCCUCCUCACAUGACUCUCAAGCUCCAGUGGGCUCCCCUAGACUACCAUCUAGCGGUGUAAUAUACUGUAGUGCUGGAGCAGCUGUGUGCCAAAGUAAAAGAAAGUCAAGAAUCAUGGUAAAAUAAAGUGUUUAGAAAACCCCACCUAACAAAUAAAUUACCGACACAACCGUAUUGUAUUUUUUUAAGCUCUAUUCCCCCCUUAAUUGUUCGUUGUUUGUUUUGUUGUAACUACCACUGGAUGGCAUCCUGGCACAUGUCUACUUAGGCUCCCUAUGCUCAACAUUUUUAAAAACAUCCCACACUUUAUACAUUUUUGCUAAAACAGUUUACAGUUCUAGUGUUGCUGUUGCCCAUAGUAAACUUUCAGAAUGGUGAAGAUAUAUUUGAUAGUUUGAUCUGGACAACAGCACCACUUUUGUUAUUUAUUUCUUUUAAAAAGCACUUUACAAUUUUCUAGAAGAGUAUUAUGCUAAUCAUAUUGCUACUUUUGUUUUUUUAUAAUAAAUUUUUUGGGGGGGUAAGACACACAGAACUCCACAAAAAUAAAUGAUUUAAACAUCACAGAGU